UUCACAACAAAUAGUCUUAUAGCAAAGUUCGACUGUACUGUACACAAUUUUUGUCCAAAUACAGAAACAAAGUGCACUUGUGUAAUAUAUUGUGUGUUAUAUGUGUAAGUUUAAUGGCUAUUGACAACACACUGUACACUUCCAUAGAAGUUUACCAGGCAAUACACGUUGCAAGGUUGAUAAUUGUAUUAGUGAUUACUAAAAAUAUCACGAGAACCUUAUCCUCGUAAACUCGAGCGCUGGUUCGUCGAGAAAAGGUGGCCUGACUGAUGAAAACCGCUAUGUAGUCACCACACGGUUUUUUUUAUUACAAAAUCAAUAUACUUUUUCGAGUUAAACAUAUGAGACGAACCCGCUCAUUAUGAAAUGAUUAGAUAGUGAAAGUUUUAUUAUUUUUAGUUUUUUAUUUUGCGUUAAUUAAAACUCGGAUUUUUUUUUUGUUUAUUAAUUUGUUAAUUUUUUUUUGUAAUUAAAAAUGGAAGAAACAUCACCACCCCAUGUAUCCAGGCAGUAUUUAGUUGUCAAUGAAGAAAAUAGUGGGUCUAGUAAUAGUGUUGUUAAAAAAAGUCAGACUGAUAAACAAGAAAUUAAAUCUGUUAGUAUGUCUGAAUGGGUUACUGUUUGGAUUUUAUGUUUUGUUAAUCUUAUUAAUUAUAUGGACAGGACAACUAUUGCAGGUGUACUACCAGAAAUACAAGAACAAUUUCAAAUCAAAAAUGGCUCAUCUGGAUUAUUACAAACAGCAUUUAUUGUCAGCUACAUGAUAUUUGCUCCAUUAUUCGGUUAUCUUGGUGACAGGUAUAACAGAAAAAUAAUAAUGAGUGUUGGAGUAUUUAUUUGGUGCCUAACAACACUCCUGGGGUCUUACAUGGAGACUUUUGGAACAUUCAUCCUCUUCAGAAUGUGCGUCGGAAUUGGCGAAGCGAGUUAUUCAACAAUAGCACCCACGAUAAUAAGUGAUUUAUUUGUAAAAGACACUAGAUCUAAAAUGUUAGCGCUGUUUUACUUCGCUAUUCCCGUGGGAAGCGGGUUGGGGUAUAUUACCAGCGGUAAAAUAGCCCAAGCGACUGGCAAAUGGUACUGGGGAUUAAGGAUAACUCCUGGGCUAGGAAUCUUAGCGAUCCUUUUAAUUUUAUUGUUUGUCAGAGACCCUGCCAGGGGAGAAAAAGAAGGUGGUUCUCAUAUUUCAAGCACUUCGUGGUCUAUUGAUAUUAAAGAGUUGUUAAAAAAUCCAAGUUUCAUGUUAUCAACGGGAGGAUUCACUUGUGUGGCAUUCGUAACUGGUGCAUUGACUUUAUGGGCGCCUAAAUUUUUACAAUUAGGCAUUAAGUUACAAAAAUCAGAAACUGAUCUGGCUACUGAUGAUGUAUCGUUUAUCUUCGGAGUGAUAGCAAUGUUAGCAGGUCUUCUGGGAGUCCCAUUAGGUUCAGUAUUGGCUCAGAAACUCAGGGUGCGGUAUCACCAAGCAGACCCACUUAUCUGCGCGGUUGGAAUACUCAUUAGUGUUCCAUUAAUAUUCUUCGCACUAAUAACAGCAAAUACAAAUGCUACUUUAUGCUACAUUCUUAUCUUCUUCGGGCAAUUAGCUCUUAACCUUACUUGGUCUAUUGUUGCUGAUAUUUUAUUGUAUGUAGUAAUACCAACAAGAAGAUCGACAGCUGAAGCGUUUCAAAUUCUUGUCGCUCAUGCGCUUGGUGAUGCCGGUAGUCCUUACAUCAUCGGAUUGAUGUCGGAAGGAUUAAAACCAGCACUAACACCACUAGGGCCUUUUGAUGACUUCGCCGCGUUGACGGAGUUCCGCUGCCUUCAGUAUUCAUUGUUCCUAACAAUCUUCUUCGAAGUCUUAGGAGGUUUCUUCUUCCUUCUUACUGCGAUCUUUAUCGAGAAAGACAAAGCUGUCGUCGACCUAACGAUGGCGGUACAUGAAUUGGUAUCGAGUUUGGAGUUGAACCCUCUGUAUGUGAGUGAUGAAUUUAAAUAGUCCUGUUUUCAAGUAGCAAGUUGAGAUUCAAGAAUAUUGUUAUUUUGCUGAAUGUCUAAAAGCUAAGAAUAAUGGGCAAGCAGAAUCAACGCGUUUGUAGAAAAAAUAUUAUUCACCAAUGGGCCCUCAUCUGACUAGUUAUGCUCCGUAAUAUG
Messenger RNA from Cotesia glomerata, 2136 nucleotides. RefSeq names its product protein spinster (gene spin). The record is from RefSeq and is a predicted model, not a curated record. The transcript is spliced from 9 exons. NCBI's taxonomy places the organism in Eukaryota, Metazoa, Arthropoda, Insecta, Hymenoptera, Braconidae. Gene Ontology annotation, cellular component: membrane. Gene Ontology annotation, biological process: transmembrane transport. Gene Ontology annotation, molecular function: transmembrane transporter activity. Bases 476 to 1981 code for a protein of 501 amino acids.